Molecule: messenger RNA, 2594 nt
Organism: Myotis brandtii (Brandt's bat)
Lineage: Eukaryota; Metazoa; Chordata; Mammalia; Chiroptera; Vespertilionidae
Gene: SSC4D
Product: scavenger receptor cysteine rich family, 4 domains
Exons: 10
Coding region: 316-1914 (532 amino acids)
Cellular component (GO): membrane
Source: RefSeq, a predicted model, not a curated record
CCUUCUCUAGGGCUGCUCCAGACCGUGCAGGACACCUUCACUCUCCCUUUGCCUCCCUCUGCCCCUAAGGUUGGGUGGGGACAGGCUGGGGCCACCAGCAGCUCCAUGGACAGAGACGUUGCCUCUGCUCACCUUCCAGCUUUGGAAAGAAAGGAAGAGAGAUCUGUAUUGAUUUGCAUUUGGGGGAUCCUACACCCUCCUAAACUUCUGGGGGCAGAAAAAGUGAUUUGACCUUGGAUUGACUGUAGAAGAAGGGACAGAAAGAGCCCAGAGCAUUCUCCCAGAUGUUCCUGCUGUGACUUCUUCACCAGCUCCAUGAUGGAACCAUUAGAAAGGCCAUCGACUGGCUGGACACACAAGGAAGCAGAAAUUCGAAUUGGUCCCCAACCAGAUCAGAGCAGGGGGUGGAGCCCUGGAGACAGGAGUACAGUACCUGCACCUAUCCCCCCAGCCCUAUCCUUCCUCCUCCUCUUGCCACUGGCCAGUGCCCUACAGCCCACCUCACUGCCUUUUCCAGAACUGAGGUUGGUGGGGGGUCCGAGCCGCUGCCGGGGGCGUCUGGAGGUCCUGCAUGGUGGCUCCUGGGGCAGCGUUUGUGACGAUGACUGGGACGUGGUGGACGCCAAUGUGGUAUGUCGUCAGCUGGGCUGCGGCCUGGCGCUCCCUGUGCCGAGGCCCCUUGCCUUUGGGCAGGGCCGAGGCCCCAUCCUGCUGGACAACGUGGACUGCCGUGGGCAGGAAGCUGCUCUGAGUGAGUGCGGCAGCCGAGGCUGGGGAGUCCACAACUGCUUUCACUACGAGGAUGUGGCUGUCCUGUGUCAUGAGUUCUUGCUCACGCAACCCCCAACAAAGAAAGUGUUAACCAGCAGGGCACCCCCUACAACUACCCAGAAUGGGAGAGGCGAGGGCAGUGUGCGCCUGGUGGGGGGCGCAGGCCCCUGCCAGGGCCGAGUGGAGAUCCUGCACGGCGGCCUGUGGGGCACUGUGUGCGACGAUGACUGGGGGCUGCCAGACGCCACCGUGGUCUGCCGCCAGCUGGGCUGCGGGGAGGCCCUGGCCGCCACCACUAACGCCUUCUUCGGCUAUGGCACGGGACACAUCCUGCUGGACAACGUUAACUGUGAAGGCGGCGAGCCCCGCCUGGCAGCCUGCCUGAGCCUGGGCUGGGGCGUGCACAACUGCGGCCACCAUGUUCUAGGGCCCCCGACGCUUACAGCACUGCCACCCUCAGCCACAAGAGAGGACUGGGCCAGGCACACAGAGCCAGAGGCCACAAGAGUUGGUGCCCUGCCUUCCAGGGAGACAGCCUUGUUCACCACAGCCUCCUGGGUCGCGGGGAAGAAAAGUAAGUGGCAGAGCGGGGAUUCCGGGGCGGGUGGGAAAAGGUGGGGCUGGGGCCCUGCCUGGGAGCUGGUGGCUCCAGCGCAGUUCCUCUGGCCCCGGGCCUGUGUGCCCUGGAGGCGGGAACAUGUUCCCCAAUGUGACAGCCACCUCUUUUUCUUUGUCCUUGAUGAGCCAGGCCCAGAGGAGCUAGGACUGCAAGUCCAGCAGGAUGGUUCUGAGACCACCCGGGUUCCCACUCCUCGGCCCAGGGACGGGCACCUACGUCUGGCCAAUGGAGCCCAUCGAUGCGAGGGGCGUGUAGAGCUCUUCCUAGGACAGCGGUGGGGCACUGUCUGUGAUGAUGCUUGGGACCUGAGGGCAGCCGGUGUCCUGUGCCACCAGCUGGGCUGUGGUCAAGCUCUGGCAGCCCCUGGAGAAGCCCACUUUGGCCCAGGACGAGGCCCUAUCCUCCUGGACAAUGUCAAGUGCCGUGGGGACGAAAGCACCCUUCUGCUCUGCUCUCAUAUCCGCUGGGAUGCCCACAACUGUGACCACAGCGAGGAUGCCAGUGUUCUGUGCCGGCUGUUGUGACCUGCAGACCACCUCUUCUAGGAACCUACUAUGGCCUGCCCCUCUUCCUCCAGGAAGCCUUCCUCCUGUGACAACUGCAGUUCACUCAGCCCUUCCCUCCCCUUGUCUGGGAGAGAGCCUGCCCAAAUGGUGUGGUCGUGCAUAGGACGGCCUGGCUUUAUCCCAUCAACUGUUGUGGACCCAAUUCAACGAGAGCUCCCACUUUCUGCUCAGCCAAAACAGAAAACUGGGGAAAGGGAAUGACUUCUAACUCUCUCUUUGGUAGGGCUCCAGGUACAGCACCCCUAAUCCGACCUUCCUGGAACCCAAUCCAGGUGAUUCAGGAGAAAAUGGGGUCUCUCCCUUCCCCUGACCCAUCUUGGGAUCCCCAAGAAGAGGGAAGACAGGAGAAGCCUGCAGCCCUUACCUUAGCCUGCCUGGGACUGUAGAAGAACCUGGGUCGUUGCCCUGGCUUGUUCCAUGAGGGCCCAGACUCAGAUGGUGCUUGACUGGAUAAGGGGACUGGAGGGGCCAAAGCAGGGACAGUGGCCCCUCCCUGCAGCUAGAACCAGCAUCUGUGAUUUAUGCUGCCCCCACCACAGAGCCUCCACUUUGCAAUAGCAAAGAACUGUGGGGGUCUGUAACCAUCCAUUCAUAGGUGCCAAGUCAAUAAAGCAUUGUCCCCCCUGUCUUUUAACCGA